Messenger RNA from Leishmania braziliensis MHOM/BR/75/M2904, 354 nucleotides. RefSeq lists its product as hypothetical. The transcript has a single exon. NCBI's taxonomy places the organism in Eukaryota, Euglenozoa, Kinetoplastea, Trypanosomatida, Trypanosomatidae. The coding region runs from base 1 to 354 and encodes 117 amino acids. The record is from RefSeq and is a predicted model, not a curated record.
AUGAUGACGGGAACGAUAGGUGGGCCGACUCUUCAUGAGUUUUCGACUGAGGGUUGCGCCGCGAUAAGGUCUGCCAGCGAUGACGGUCCUGCGCUACUCUCUGCGGAGCGUCUCGUAAGCUUUGCUCCAUCACUGUGCGUGCGGGAGGAGGAGAUUACACUGCUUCGAGCCCUCAAGGCACUGGACACGGAGCAGAAGGGCUACCUGGAAGAGGCUCAGCUCCGCUCUGCCAUGAUGAGUGGUGACGAAUGUCUUUCGGCUGAGGAAGUGGACGAUAUGUGGAUGGCCAUGCGAGACCCAGGAACAAAUCGAGCAUACUACUGUGACUUUGCUGAGAUACUAGCCAGAGAGUGA